Oppiella nova is the source of this 1665-nucleotide messenger RNA. Lineage: Eukaryota; Metazoa; Arthropoda; Arachnida; Sarcoptiformes; Oppiidae. The record is from the annotation of a GenBank genome assembly.
AUGGAUACGAUAGAUAUGCCAGAAGUGAAUGAAGAGAAUCCAUUCAUAUACGGAAUGUCCAAACAGUUUGUGAACGCAUUGCACGAGUUGUUUGACAUAAUGGACAGUACGGGGACGGGAUGUGUGCGGUUCGCGGAGAUCGCCGCCCAAUGGGAAGAGGACGACUCGGACCCCUUCUUCCCGAAAGGACUCAUCAAUUGCUUAUCCAAAGUCACUCUUCCCAACGGUUUACUCACUUUCGACCGCUUUUGCGCCGGAAUUAAGUUAUGUCUCCUUAAAAAUCAAGUGGACAUCAGUAACAGCGAUGAUAAUAAUAACGGCAUCGCAUCCCUGGGCGCACCUUCGCCUGCAUUUCCCGCUCCUCCGCCUCCACUGCUUCCCAGUCCUGGAUCCCAGGAGGUGUUGCCAACAUUACCAGCCCUUCCACCACCUGUUCCCCCUCAUCAAACAUCUCCAGCACUGAUUGCGAAACCCAUACCUCAGUCGUCGUACAACUCAUUGCAUCGGAUACAGACAUCUGUUGCCAAUUCAUUACCAGAAGGCAUGCACCAGAAAAAGCCAACGGCUUCCGUAUCACCUGUUCCGCCACAAUCACUGCAAAUACAACAUAAAAGCGGUCCACACAGUGAUUACAACAGUUCUGACAGCUCUUCCACUCUAAACUAUCAAAGAGCUAAAAGUAUGCCUCAAUUGGUGAUUAAAUCCAAUGGGAAUACCGUUAACCAUAAGAACCACAAAGAGAUUCGUCACUUCAAGAGCGACGCCAAACUCACGUCUCGUGAAAAUAACGGACAAAAUAAUGUGAAGAACCGUCAGAUUCGGUCACCAAUUCAAUCGGUUAGAGCCCUAUCCAAGAGCUCUAUACUGAAGACCCUUCAGAGCUGGAAGGAGAAUGUGUUGGGACGACAGGUCCUCGAGUUGGAGAGGAUUAGCGCCAAUUCUGGCAGCAAAGAGAAUAUAGUGUCUCCUAAUGGGGAUAACAAUCGCAAUAAAUAUCAGCAACAAUUAGUGCCAUUCCUGCCACCGCCUCAUAAUAUGGCACCCAAUGGACCGGCGAUGAGGCGCGCAGCUAAUAAGAGACGAGAACCGCGAAGACAUACCGUCGGAUCAAAUGGAAUCGACUUUUAUUCGAUCAGACGAAUACAACAGUUAGAACAGGAAAGGGGUCUAUUCUUACAGGGAUUGGAUGGCAUCGAUAGGGCCCGGGACUGGUAUUUGAGACAAAUUGCAAUAAUUCAAGACAAGAUCAGUUAUGUGACCAAAGUGGGCACAUACCCGGCUGACUACACUCUGGAUGCGUACCAGGAGCGCAUAAACUUCCAGGCUGCGAGAAUUCUCAACGUUAACCAACACCUGUCCGCUCUCUAUGACAGCGAACGCGGAUUUCCUAUUCAUAUGAAUCUUGCCAUUCGUCCCAUCAAUACACAACUGAUGGCCAACCGAUCCAAUGAUCCCAAUCGACAGCAACAGUUUGUGGUGAACCCUAAUGUCAUGAAUCGACUCAAAGAGCAGAACCGACUCCUGACCGAAGAAGUGAGCAAAAAGUGCGAACGAAUCACACAAUUAGAGCGCGAAAAGUCGUCUCUCAUCCGAGAAAUAUUUCAGUCGAGAACACAGACUAUCAAUAAAGUGAAGACUGAGGCCGAAGACACCACUUUCAUGUAA